CCGCCCGACUCCACAGCCUCGUUGCCGCCGGAGCCAGCUCUAUCAGGCCUGGACGCCGGGGCUGAGAGCGGGCGCGGCCAUGGACUUCUCUAAGUUCCUGGCGGAAGACUUCGACGUGAAGGAGUGGAUCAACGCGGCCUUCAGGACCGGCUCCAAGGAGGCGGCGGCCGGGAAGGCAGACGGCCACGCGGCCACCCUGGUGAUGAAGCUGCAGCUGUUCAUCCAGGAGGUGAACCACGCCGUGGAGGAAACAAGUCACCAGGCUCUUCAGAACAUGCCCAAAGUGCUCCGCGAUGUCGAAGCCCUGAAACAGGAAGCAUCUUUUCUGAAAGAACAGAUGAUUCUUGUCAAGGAGGACAUUAAAAAAUUUGAACAGGAUACAUCUCAGUCGAUGCAGGUAUUGGUAGAAAUCGACCAGGUGAAGUCCAGAAUGCAGCUCGCGGCCGAGUCCCUUCAGGAAGCGGACAAGUGGAGCACAUUGAGUGCCGACAUCGAGGAGACCUUCAAGACUCAGGACAUAGCUGUGAUUUCUGCCAAGCUGACCGGUAUGCAGAACAGCUUAAUGAUGCUUGUUGAUACGCCAGACUACUCAGAAAAAUGUGUGCAUCUGGAGGCGCUGAAGAACAGGCUGGAGGCCUUGGCCUCGCCGCAGAUUGUCGCGGCCUUCACCUCCCCGUCUGUAGAUCAGUCCAGAGUGUUUGUGAAGGUGUUCACUGAAAUCGACCGGAUGCCCCAGCUGCUUGCCUACUACUACAAAUGCCACAAGGCGCAGCUCUUAGCGACCUGGCAAGAACUGUGCCACAGUGACCUCCCCCUGGACCGGCAGCUCACAGGGUUCUACGAUGCCUUGCUCGGGGCCUGGCACACGCAAAUCCAGUGGGCAACGCAGGUUUUCAAGAACCCCCACGAGGUGGUGACCGUGCUGCUGAUUCAGACUCUGGGGGCCUUGCUGCCCACUCUGCCCGACUGCCUCAGCUCCAGCCUGGAGAGGGCAGGGCCUGAGCUGGAGCUUCUCAAGCUGCUGGAGUUCUAUGACGCCACCGCCCACUUUGCCAAGGGAUUGGAGAUGGCGCAGCUCCCCCACCCACAUGAGUACAACCUGGUGAAAGUCACGGAACUGGUGGAGGCUGUGUAUGGUCCAUACAAACCCUACCAGCUGAAGUACGGCGACCUGGAAGAGAAGAGCGUCCUCAUCCAGAUCAGCGCGGUGCCCUUGGAACACGGGGAGGUCAUUGACUGCGUGCAGGAGCUGAGCCACUCCGUGAACAAGCUCUUUGGCCUGGCUUCUGCCGCCGUCGACAGAUGUGUCAGAUUCACCAACGGCCUGGGGACCUGCGGCCUGCUGGCAGCACUGAAAUCCCUCUUUGCCAAGUACGUGUCUGAUUUCACCAGCACUCUCCAGUCAAUACGAAAGAAGUGUAAGCUCGAUGAUAUUCCUCCCAACUCACUUUUUCAAGAAGAUUGGACAGCUUUUCAGAAUUCCAUCAGGAUAAUAGCCACCUGUGGUGAGCUCUUGCGGCAAUGUGGGGACUUCGAGCAGCAGCUAGCAAACAGGAUUUUGUCUACAGCUGGCAAGUAUCUCUCUGACUCCUACAGCCCUCGGAGCCUGGCCGGGUUUCAGGAUAGCAUCUUGACAGACAAGAAGAGCUCUGCCAAGAACCCAUGGCAAGAAUAUAAUUACCUCCAGAAGGAUAACCGGGCUGAAUAUGCCAGUUUAAUGGAAAUACUGUAUACCCUCAAGGAGAAAGGGUCCAGUAACUACAACCUGCUGUCUGCGUCUCGCACGGCCCUGACUCGUCUUAACCAGCAGGCCCACCAGCUGGCUUUCGAUUCCGUGUUCCUGCGCAUCAAACAGCAGCUGCUACUCGUUUCCAAGAUGGACAGCUGGAACACAGCAGGCAUUGGUGAGACCUUGACCGACGACCUGCCCACCUUCAGUCUCACACCUCUGGAGUACAUCAGCAAUAUCGGGCAGUACAUCAUGUCCCUCCCCCUGAAUCUUGAGCCUUUUGUGACUCAGGAGGACUCUGCCUUGGAGCUGGCCCUGCAUGCUGGGAAACUGCCCUUUCCUCCUGAGCAAGGGGACGAACUGCCUGAGCUGGACAACAUGGCCGACAACUGGCUGGGCUCCGUCGCCAGAGCCACGAUGCAGACCUACUGUGACGCGAUCCUGCAGAUCCCCGAGCUGACCCCGCACUCCACCAAGCAGCUGGCCACUGACAUCGACUACCUGAUCAACGUGAUGGACGCCCUGGGCCUGCAGCCGUCGCGUACCCUUCAGAACAUCGUGACCCUCCUGAAGAUCAAACCCGAGGAUUACAGGCAGGUCAGCAAAGGCCUGCCCCGUCGCCUGGCCGCCGCAGUGGCUACCAUGCGGAAUGUGGACUACUGACUGCCCCCCAACCCCCCAGCCUGGUUGAGAAGAGGCCCAGGGCUGGGGUUCCAGGAUCACAACAGCUCUCCAGAAUGGAUUUAUUCAAAACUUCUGCCUGGGUUUGGGCAGGAUUCAUUUCAAAAAGACUUGUUUUGUUUGCAUAA
Molecule: messenger RNA, 2538 nt
Organism: Lontra canadensis (Northern American river otter)
Lineage: Eukaryota; Metazoa; Chordata; Mammalia; Carnivora; Mustelidae
Gene: COG7
Product: component of oligomeric golgi complex 7
Exons: 17
Coding region: 80-2392 (770 amino acids)
Biological process (GO): intracellular protein transport; retrograde vesicle-mediated transport, Golgi to endoplasmic reticulum; Golgi organization
Cellular component (GO): COG complex
Source: RefSeq, a predicted model, not a curated record